AUCCCAUCUCCACACAACUUUUCAUCCAUCAACACACCAACACACAAUAUUCAGUGAUUCCAGAAAAAGAGAAGAGAUCAUCGCAUUCCUCCAUAAUGGCGGCCUUCUAAGCGUCUCGUCCCUUCAAGACCCAUCCUCUGUCCCUGCUAAAGCGACAGUCAACACAAUACAUCCCCCUGUUGUCAUACUUCCCUCAACAAUCCAAUCUCCAGAGUCUUCCCUUUUAGGAUCUCUCUCUACCUCCACCAUUUCGUCCGACGUCACGUCGUUCACCACGGAUAACCAACAGCAAUCAUGGCUUCCCUACCCCCCUCACCAGCAGCCUUUGGCGCAGUUCCCGAAUUUGAACAACAGCAACAACAACGACAAGAGCAAUCUACAACAGGACUUCGUGCUCUAUCCACAACAGCCAGCCUCUCGCCCGCCAGUCAAUUCCUUGGACGAGCGUUCGCCAGCACAUCCGAGUGCCAGCCUUAAUCAAGUAUCUGUGAAGAACCAAUCUCUGGUCAACCGCCGACACACAGUUCAGUACAGCAGUGUCAACGUACACCAGCAGCAGAUCAAAUCCGUUCAGCAAGUGAACAGAUUGUUUCCACAGUCUUUAGGGUCAUCAUUUCCUCCGUCCAGCUCUUAUCGGUCCAGUCCAUCGACCCAGAAGCGUCUCGCGCAACGUCUUUACGCAGCUUCUGUGCCUUCAAAUUCUCCGCUUGCAAACCGUCCUCCGGUUCCUUUGUUUAACAGCACACAAAACACUCCAAACUAUCAAAAAAAUCAGCAUAAACAACAUCAAACGUAUCCGCAACCGCAUCGAAGAGUCAUGUCCUCGUCCAAUAUCGCUCAAGAUUUUUCACUAGAUCUCUUUGAUCUUCCGACUCAAAGCCCUCUGCUGGACGACUUGACUUCACCGAUCUCGUCUAUGAUGGCCUCUCCGCUUCUUGACGAAUUCGCGUAUAUGACGAGUUCCUCGGCGACUGUGCCUCCGGGCACAGUUUCGCCAAAGGACUUGAUGUCGGGUCCGCCCUCGUCAUUUUCCACCGAACUUGGUACUCCACAAUCUGCAUUUGACUCGCCUGCAGGCCUAGCUUUUGCUCAGUUCACAUCACCCGUCUAUGCCGCCGACAGUGAUCUACCAGCCGAUUCUAAUGACUGGGCUUCCCUCUUCCCGGACAGCAAUGACAUGUCCGGUGAGAACUUUGACAUGCCUUUCUCAACGUUUGCGCAGGAGAAGACCAGUAAAUCCCGCCCUUCCACUGCUAAUAUGUCGGCUGCUUCUCCGGUGUCGUCUACGGAUGGCGAUGUCAUGUCACAAAAAGCUCGAAACAAGCGAAACCUUCCUGAGCCCAAGUAUGAUCCGUCUGAUCCAGUCGCCGUCAAGCGUGCGCGAAAUACCAUGGCUGCGCGUAAGUCUCGCCGACGCAAACUAGAGAAGCAGGAACAAAUGGAAGAUCGGAUCCGAGAGCUCGAGGCAAUGUUGGCCAAAUCGCAAAAGGACGUAGAGUACUGGAAAGCUCUCGCAGGAACUGCGAUGUCUUCCGAUCCUUGAAAGACAACUUGAAUGCACUGUGCAUUCAAGUUUACGACAAUUCUUAAUCUAUGAUUUCUCCAUCAUGGUUUGCGUGUUGUGCAAAAGUUUGUUUUAUGGCUAUUUAUAUAUUUUGUGCUUGUUAAUACCAAUGGGCCGGUAGCCAGUGGCUACCUCGGUGGUGGGGGGCUGGGUUACGCCUCACACCGUGGGAGGAGUACCAGUCAGAUUGAAAUUCAAUUUGAUAAUGACGCUCCGAAAGACAAAAGUGUGUUUUCUAAACUUUUCUGCUUGUUAUAUAUCAUGUCUCAUUGACGUUUUGCCUUUUCUUCUUUUGGCGAACGUCGCCCACUGGGGUUCACUCCCAAAUUGUCUGUCUCAAUAUUUCGAUUUGUGUUUCAUUCUGGGUUUUUUAAGUCUGUGCCGGUUCUGACGUCUCCUUGGUGAUGCUUGGAUUGACUCGUGGCCAGAUUUGUGUUAUUGUGUUUUUAUAUUAGCUUGCUAAUCUAAUCAUCUCAAUCUCAACUUUAUCUCCAUAUGUAC
Messenger RNA from Talaromyces stipitatus ATCC 10500, 2065 nucleotides. Its product is annotated as bZIP transcription factor CpcA. Gene Ontology annotation, biological process: regulation of DNA-templated transcription. Lineage: Eukaryota; Fungi; Ascomycota; Eurotiomycetes; Eurotiales; Trichocomaceae. Gene Ontology annotation, molecular function: DNA-binding transcription factor activity. The record is from RefSeq and is a predicted model, not a curated record. Bases 818 to 1543 code for a protein of 241 amino acids. The transcript is spliced from 2 exons.